AUGGCCCAAGAACAAGCCCAAAAUGUCAUGCGAAGGAAAUUGGUCAUAAUUGGAGAUGGUGCCUGCGGUAAAACCUCACUGCUCAGUGUGUUCACACUUGGCUAUUUCCCCACCGUACCGACCGUUUUCGAGAACUACGUUACAGAUUGCCGGGUAGAUGGAAAGAGUGUGCAAUUAGCCUUAUGGGAUACAGCAGGGCAGGAAGAUUAUAAAAGGCUACGGCCUUUAGCAUAUUCAAAAGCCCAUGUCAUCCUAAUAGGGUUCUCGAUCGAUACCCCAGACUCCUUGGAUAACGUCAAACACAAGUGGGCCGAAGAAGCGACCGAGCGAUGUCCCGGCGUCCCAAUCAUUCUUGUCGGCUUGAAGAAAGAUCUCCGAGAAGAUCCAGUGGCCAUAGAAGAAAUCCGCAAGAAGUCACAACACUUUGUUAACAGUAGGGAAGCGAGCGAGAUUGCACGCGAGAUUGGGGCACGCAAGUACCUCGAAUGCUCGUCCUUGUCCGGUGAGGGAGUUGACGACGUCUUCGAGGCGGCCACGAGAGCAGCCCUACUCACCUUUGAGAAGGGCGAGCGGGGAGGAUGCUGUGUCAUACUAUAA
This is a messenger RNA of Venustampulla echinocandica, 597 nucleotides long. RefSeq lists its product as uncharacterized. The transcript is spliced from 4 exons. The coding region runs from base 1 to 597 and encodes 198 amino acids. Gene Ontology annotation, molecular function: GTP binding; GTPase activity. Lineage: Eukaryota; Fungi; Ascomycota; Leotiomycetes; Helotiales; Pleuroascaceae. The record is from RefSeq and is a predicted model, not a curated record. Gene Ontology annotation, biological process: small GTPase-mediated signal transduction.